Prorocentrum cordatum is the source of this 2683-nucleotide messenger RNA. NCBI's taxonomy places the organism in Eukaryota, Dinophyceae, Prorocentrales, Prorocentraceae. The record is from the annotation of a GenBank genome assembly.
GUGCCGAACGUCGACACCGCCCUGAAGGCCGAGUUCGACUCGUCCUGCAUGGGUCUGCGUUGCGGCGGUGACUAUCCUUGCCCGUACGCCGACAACGUAGCCGCGCACCCGCAUGUGGAGAAUAUGCCCAACCGAACGGUCGACGGAUACAAGCGCGAAGGGAAUAGUGUCAUCCUUGUCCUUUACGCCUCCUUCGCGGAGGUUUGGACCACCACGGGCACAGAGGCAGCAGUGAACGAGAAGUUGCCAGGCCUCGGGUUCAUGGUAGCCGCUUGGGCCGUGCGCUGGAUCGCCAUUGAUUCCGACGCGACGCUCGGGUAUCCUGGCGAGGGCCCCGCCGCGGCCGUGGCAUCAGUAGCAGUGGACCAGCCGCCAGAGCAGGUGCACGGCACGGCGGCGCUGACGCCUGAACAGGAAGACGAGACGAGGGAGUGCUGCGACCAGCCCGACCGGCCCUCCGGAAUGGAGCAUGUGGAGGACGUCCGCCAGGCCAAGAGGGCCAGUCGAGGCGGCGGGGGGCCGGGCCUAGCUCCGGUGCCGGGUGGCCACGGCACGGCGCUACUUCAAGCAUUGGAGUGCGGGGGUGGCCUGGCGCAGUAUCGCGCGGAGAAGCUGUUCAUUUUCUUGGAGGGGAUGGUCUCGUUCAAGCCGUCGAUGUCACGGGGCGGGCGAAAGGCGGGGGAGAAGCUCGUGGGCGAGCACCUGAUCAGCAAGGCCCUGGUCCACGCCAGCAGCCCGGCGACCCUGGCCGCCGGCGCGAGGGCCCAGGAUGGGUUCGAGAAGUGGCUCCCCCGAGUGCAUCGGCAGACCCAGGCGCGGCCCCCGGCCUGCCAGACCAGGAGUCCGGCCCGCCGGUCGGGCGAUCGAUUUGGCGGCUGGGCAGCCGCCGCGGCCGCUGCCUACAGGGGCGCCGCUGCGCUCGCGAUUUCGAUUUCCGGCCUCGAAGUGCUGCCCGGCUCGCGCGCGGCCGGUUCUGUUGGCGCCAUGCCUCCGCUGCUCCUCGCGUCGUUCACAAUUGCGCUCGCCUGGCCGCCGGGGGCGCAGCUCCUGGCAUCGGUCGACACUGAUCCAGGCAGACUGGGCGAGGGCGCAUCGGAUGGGCAGUUGCCGCGAUCCGCUCCCGAUGACCGCGCCCGCCUGGCGCAGUUCGACCAGGCGCCCUCGGGCGCUGCGUUGCAGCAGCUCGUCGUGAAGGCGCGCUCAGAGAUCGCGGAGCUCCGCGCUGCGGGCCCGGAGCGGGAGGUCGCGUCGGGCCGGGAGAGGGCCGGCUGCGCUGCCCUGCCCCUGCGAGGGGCCAUCUUCUUUUCGGCGCCCAUCGUUGGUUCUGCCGAGACUAGCGAGAGCGCGCGCGGGGAGCUAAACGUCGCGAGCGCGGGCUUCGGCACCUCGUCGGCGUCGGCCCCCGCCUUCUACGCUGCCGGCAGGGCUUUCUCGAGCGCAUCGCCUCGGGCAACGAUUUCCACUGAGGGCCGCCUGAUGACUGCCCCCCCGAAGGGGGCCCACGCGGGGCUACUUCGAGGCCGCGGAGUCUACGACGCCGAGACGGCUUACACUACGCUGGCGCCCUACCACAGCGGCGGGCCCCCCCUCCUGGACGACGCGACCGCCGCGCCCGCUGUGGCCUCUCUGCUGCGCGGCCGCGCUCUCGAGUGCCUGGCGGAGGCUGAGGGGCAGGUGAUCGCGGCCGCCGAGGAGGCCCAGCUUGAUCGCGGCGUGAAUGGCGCGAUCAUGAUGCGGCAGUCGCCGGCGCCGCGCCGCAUUCAUCAAGGGCCCGAGGCGCCGCGGGCUGGUCCGAUCCGCACUUCGAGAACCCUUGGGGUGGAUUUGCUGACCGCGGAUCGCCUCGACCGCGCAGAGCACGGGAGCGACGGCGGCGACCCUGCGCUGCCCAUCUUCUUCGGCGAGGCCGACGUCAAGCAUUGCUUUAACCUCGUGAUGUUUGACGGCCAGAUGUCGCGCUACUUCUGCUACCCCAGCAGGGUGGCCAAGGAAUUCGGCGCGGUGGGGAACGGCAUUGGCGACAGGACUGCUGCCGGCGUGGACGGCGAUGGCGUUGACACGGAUGUCGACGAAUCGACCGAGGCAGCGCGGGCCGAGGCGCAUCGCCAGCGCCUUCUGCGCGCCGCGUGCCGCGCCCGCAAUCAUUUCCUGCGGGCAGAGACGCCCCCGCCACAGUUGGCGCCCGAAGAGAUGGCGGUGACGGCGCGGGCAGGGAGGCAGCACAUCCUGGAGCUGCAGCAGUUCGUCAACUUUGCGCGCGCGGAGCAGCGCCCCGCGGCGGGCCUGGCCCAGGCAGACGACUUGAUUGCGAUCGACAGCCAGUCUAUGCUUUCGUGGGUGUGCCACUACCUCCAGGUCGCAAGGGGGCGCGGCCGCUCGCUGUGUUCCUUCGGCAAUUUUGCAUCCCAGGCGGAGUUCAAGACUGAUUGCAAGAUGCUGGGGGAGAUCGAGCUGGCGAGUGCCAGCAGCGAGGGCGGCAGAAGUGCCCGCCACGAGAAGUACGCGCGUCUCGGCAGCCUCUGGGACGAGCUCUCGGUCGCGAUGCGAUGUCACAUGAAGCUGCGCAGGGAAGAGCUCGCCGCGUUCUUCCUGUCGCCCAGCUGUUCCCCUUCCGCCGCCAGCCGCAUGAAGGUGACCUCCGAUGGUUCCUACGUGGCCGACCUCUUCGUUAGUUUGGGAAAAG